AUGGUCUUGUUGUCAUCCUCACAGAUCAUCAAAUCGGAAUACUGGCAGGUUACACUUCUUUACACCUCCUCGUCUUCUGUCCUCGUGUUCUGUGCUCCCCAGAAGCCCCACUGUAUCUUCGCCAACACCGAGUUCUGCCUCUGGUACGGAGAAGAUUUACGUGGUUUCAUAGAGAACGACAAGGGCGGGUGCAGAUGUGUAUGGUGCGUUGGUCUAAUCAGUGAUCUAAAAAACCUCGAACUUAAGAAUGAAUAUAUCUGUAAAUGCUAAAAAAUGUUAUCUUUGUACUACAUGAUUACAACUGAUAAAGGAAAUAAAAUUAUUCGAGGUGAGGAGACUGGUAUUUGUUUUCUAACCAUAAAACCCCGCUGAUUAGAGGCUCAAUGCUUUCAGUUUCAUUUAAAAGUUCAGCCAAAGACGGAAUCAGCGAACUUAUGUUCUAUUCGUAUGAUCUAAGAAGAAAUCUCUGGAAAGGUGAAUUUAGUUCGCAGAACUGAUCAAAUCUUAUCAAAUUUGUUUAAAAAGAAAAGAAUAUUUAUGUCAAAAGUUGACCCAAAAAUUGGUGUCAUCUCCAAAAAUUACACAUUCCCAUCGAAAUCGGAUUUACGAGCAGUGAAAUUAGAGCGUAAACUCAAUUUUUUCCCGCCGGCGCUUGUGCGAUUUACCGCGCUCCCGACCGCUCGCACAACUGCAUGAGACAUAUGAACGAACCAUUUAAACGAGCGUCUCGCGGCUUAUUUUUAUGUCAUAUUCAUAAAAGUGAUUCAGUUCGCGCCUUAAAUAGACUGCGGUUUAUUUCCCUCGUAAAAGUGGCCCCGAUUUCCCCUUUGUGGGCUGCGCAAGAUCUUCCACCAUUAAUGCUUCAAAUUUAAUCGACUAAGAUCUUUCGCUUCCUACAUACUUUCGUAACAAGAGACUAUAAACUGUAAUCUUUUGUUUCGUAACAAAGUGGCCCUCUACAAGUCAUAUGUUCUACAUCUACAUCCAUGAAAUUAAAACCAAUACUGACCAUAUCCGACCACAUUUGUUUAGAAGACUAGAAAAUUAAGGAGAAUUUGUAGCAAAAACUAAUCCUGUGAAUCAUGAUAACGUAAAAAAAGUUCUCGUCCCACUUCAAUUUUCCAGCUGGGGCAUUUGUUAAAGUAAAAAAGCUCGAAACAGAAGAGUAUUGAAACAAAUACGAUACGAAAUUAACAAAAAAAAACUAGAAAUGGAAUAUCAGGUGCUAAAGAAAAAUUUGUGGCAACGUGAAGCAAACCAUACAGAUUUGCACAAUUGAAAAAGCACGAAGUCCUUUACCAAUCUGAAUAGGUCAACUUUACGUGUGUCUUCUAGUCAACUUUGCGAGAGACCCGGGGAGAGUAAAGAGUAUGGGGACAUGGUUAUGUUCCAGUCAGUUUUCUAAGCAACACCUUGGAGAUUUAAUUAAGGUUUCAUUCGUUGUGAAACAGAUUCUUGUGAACUGUUCACGAAAAAUAUGAUGAUUUUUUUCGCAUAUCAAACAUUAACAAAAUCAAAAUAUGAACAGGACAUGAAGAAAGCCUCUGUGGUCAGACAGCUAUGAGAAUUAUUCAACAACAUUAUUAAGACACUUUAAGUUUCUCUUCUUCUCUUCUUCCUAUGAACAAAAGCUACAAAGGAUUAACUUUGUGAGAAGAAAGUUAACUCUGCUGUCCAUAAAAGACCAACAAAGAUUUAUGCAAACUCCAAAACGAUAUGACCAAAGUAACCUUUUAUCGAAGAUGUGACUGAGAACAACAUCAAUUAGCAAGGUACACAAUUGAAUGAUGACCUGUCGUCAAAGUUAUAAGCAGUAACUAAACAUUCAAAUGGAUUGGAAUCAUAAGCAAUUAGACAUGUCGAUUUGGCUAUUAUGUACUAUUUACAACUGAAUACAUAAGUUGCGCCAAAUACAACAUGCAUCAGUUUAACAGGAUAAAGAGGGCUCCUUUCCAAAAACAAGUUAACACUCGAGAUCUCCUUUCCAAUGACAAAUUGAUUCGAAACAUGGAAGGAUGUUUUAUAAUCUAGUCACUACUGUGAGAUAGAGAAAUACUUGUAGGCCCCCGCUCAUUACCAAGCUACCCACUCAAGUUAAUAGAAUUGAUGGAUUCUGAUCCAGCUUUUAUUUAAAAUUGAAAAUCAUUCCGAAUCAAUUGCUACUCAAGGACAUCAAAGAAGUGCCAUUUGAUUUAAGUGGAUCCAACGUUCUUGUCAGUGAAAACUACAGCUGAAAAGCAGAUUCAGAAAACCUUCCUGUGAUAGCCGAAAAAAAUGAGACAAAAGUAAAUUGUUAUCAUAAAAUAUACCAUUGAACAGCCACGAGUUAAAAUUGGAGUCACUACAACAAUACAGCUGUUAAACACUAUUAUAAUGUUCAAUGUUUCAUAUAAAUACAGCACGCAUCAGUCAUCAGUUCACUGUGUAUAGAUUUUCGUUCCUGAUCACAAGCAGCUGACGAAACCUACAGCGUGGAAACUCAAAUUUCUCGCUUAUUCUGUUCCUUCAGCGCCCAUUGCAAAAGGUAACUGAGAUAUUUGAUUGAUUCCAAGAGUUCAUAUUUGAUCAUUUUUUAACCAGGGGUUUCAAAAACUUUUGCCAUAAGCAUAAGGGGUGUAAUAGGCGACUGUGCCUGUAAAAGGGGGCGAAGGUGGAACCCGAACGCGAAGUUCUGUUCGCAGGCUAAACAGGCGUCAGUAAGUGGUCAUUACUGCAGGUAAUGUGUCGAUCAUGUCAAAGCUUCAACAUCCUCUCGGGCAACCCCCUGGGCAUUUGAACUUUUGAAGAUUAGUUUGAUAAAAUUCCCACCCCCUUCUCCUCCCUCGAGGCCAAAAUUGUGUUCAAAUGGCCCACCCAAGAGCUGGAUUGAUGAUCCAUUUUUUUGUAAGAUUCAAAAUCAGGGACGAUCUUCUGAGCCAUUACCUCGCGAAAGUAAACUGUUUAACUUCAAACACGUCCAUUUUCAAGAUGAAGCACUCGUAUUCCAUCGGAAAGACUGCACACUUCCGGUUCAAAAUUUCAUUCCAGCCAGGCAAAGUUCAAAUUGCCUGACUCCCUUCCCCCCGGCACGUUCGACAAUCAAAUGCCCGGGAAGAUGUUGAGGCUUUGAAUUGAUCGGCGCAUAACUGACUUUUGUCGAAACCCUUGAUUUCAACAGUUUUUUUUCACGAAGUGACUCUGUUUCUACUAACUAUGUGUACAGUUGCCUGUUUUCCUUCUUCUUCAGAUCAAUCCAAGUCACCAUGCUUUUUAAGUUCGCUCUAAUCACCAUGCUAGCCACAGCGUUCAUCAGCGAAGCUUCAGCAAAUUCCUGUCCUCGCUGGGUGAAGCUAAACAAGAGUCCAGUCUGCUUCGGAGCCCGAGACAGUCAGUUCGGCGCGUUUGCUUACUCUCAGAACAUCUUCGUAAGCUCGUUCAUGCUCGUUCAUCGUUCUGGAACAGUGACGUGUAAUAAAAGACAUUAUAGUUACUGGGGAUGUUAUCCAAAUCACGCAAGUAUAAAUGUCGUCGUAACAGAUCAUCAAAACAAGUUAUUGGCCCCAGCUGCUACCAAUCAUGGUGGAUGGUACAAUCUGUCAGGUUACACCUCCUCAUCUUCUGCCCUCGUGUUCUGUGCUGCCAAGCCCCACAGUAUCCACGCCAACACCCAGCUCCGCCUGUGGUACGGUGAAGAUUUACGUGGCUACACAGAGAACGACAACGGCGGCAAAACUUGCGCAGAUGUUUAUGGUCUGCUGGUCUAA
Pocillopora meandrina is the source of this 3743-nucleotide messenger RNA. The record is from the annotation of a GenBank genome assembly. Lineage: Eukaryota; Metazoa; Cnidaria; Anthozoa; Scleractinia; Pocilloporidae.